Malania oleifera is the source of this 1366-nucleotide messenger RNA. RefSeq names its product protein LAZY 1. The coding region runs from base 1 to 1146 and encodes 381 amino acids. Gene Ontology annotation, biological process: gravitropism; regulation of auxin polar transport. The record is from RefSeq and is a predicted model, not a curated record. Lineage: Eukaryota; Viridiplantae; Streptophyta; Magnoliopsida; Santalales; Ximeniaceae. The transcript has 5 exons.
AUGAAGUUGCUGCGCUGGGUGCACCAUAAAUUAUGGCAAAAUAACAUCGACCCAUGCAAGGAUUUCACAAUUGGGAACUCCUGUACAUGCCUUGCAACGCAACAGUCACCUAAUGACCAACAACACUGCACAAACCCAAGCUUUGACCUCAGACCCUUGAACCAGAACCAAAAGGAAUGUCAAAAAUCAUCUGCUGAAUUUGCAGCGAAAAAAGUGGAAGAUGAUUUUGAAGAAGAAUCAUCUACAGACAUCUCUGAGCUCUUCCAAGGUUUUCUCACCAUCGGAACUCUUGGUACAGAACUAAUGUUGCAAGAUCCUACAACACCAACAUUUGCCAUGUCUUUCAAGAACAUAAUGGAGAAUGAAACAGAGAUGAUAGACAAUGACUUGAAGCUCAUCAAUGAACAGCUGGAAAAGUUUAUUGAGACUGAAGCUAAAACUGAACGGUGCAAGGAACCAACAGGGAGGAACAGUCAUGUUAGCACAAUAAGACUCAGCAGCAAACAAGUUGAAGGAGCUGGCAUUAAAGAGGGUGAAAAGCCAGUAGUCUGUCCACUUGAAGGAUACUUUUUUGGGUCUGCAAUUGAAAUACCAGAAACAAGACCAGAGGUAAAGAAAGAGAAGGCAUCACUUGGAGAGCUUUUUCAAAAAAGUAAAAUAGCAGACGAUCACUCCACAGUGAAAUGCGAGAAAGGGGAUGUGCAAAGCAAGAGAACACAUAAAUCUGCGAUGCAUCUCAUGAAGAAGAUGCUAAAAAAGCUCCAUGCUUCUACAAGGAGCUCUACCACUUAUUCUGGUGAUGCUGCUGCUAAUUCAGUUUCAACCAAGAGAAAACUUAAUAAGGUCUUACGCAUAUUCCACAGAAAAAUUCAUCCUGAAAGCACUAUGGAUGCAAAAGCAUACAAUGAGUCCAAAACAUAUGAGCUCACGAACAAUCCCUACUACAACAGCCAUGUUAAUGGUGACCUGAAGUUCCUGGAUGAAGACAACAGAAGGUUCUCUCAUAUAUCUGUAUCAAAGGAAGGGGUUCCUUGUCACAAGACUAACUUAAAUCUCCCUGAAUCUGAACUCAGCACCAGAGGUACAAGUGGGAGUAGGGAACACUGGAUCAAAACAGAUGCAGACUACCUCGUGUUGGAGCUCUAAAGGUAGAUGAAAGUUGAAAGAAGAAGUUCAGCCAUCAUCCUCAUCAAGUAAGACGUGUGAAUAUGGUGUAUGAUAAGAUCAUUUGCCUUGUAUGAACUUUGUUGUGAGUGAUUAUUUAAUAGAUAAACUCGAGCGAAAAUAAAUUCCAGUGUGAUAGUAAAACUCUGGUCACUUAUGUUUUCAUGUAAGCUUCCUGAUUAGUCAACAUGCUUCAAUAAUC